UCUAAAUGGUCUUGGUGCCCAUUGGUAUUUCAUAUCAUAUAUACAUCACAUGAACGCCCCCCGGACUUCACAGCUGUCCAAACUUCUCGAAUUCGCCCUCUUCCAGACGCAAGUGUUUUCAUACAUACACAUAACCAAGAUGAAGUUCGUUAUUCUAUUCAUUGCUAGUCUGACAGCCACUGCUGUCGCCCUUCCUACCAUCAAGGCUCGCCAUGGUAGCAUGGACGAGAGCAUCGAGUACCCAGACGAGAAGCUCUAUGCCGAGGAAUAUAAACGGGCCCCUAUUACUGGGGACGAAAAGGUCGAGUACCCAGACGAGAAGCUGUACGCGGAAGAAUACAAGCGCGCUCCUGCAGUUGCAGACGAGAAAGUCGAAUACCCCGACGAAAAGCUAUACGCGGAGGAAUACAAGCGCACCCCUGUUAUGGGAGAUGAGAAGGUUGAGUACCCAGAUGAGAAGUUGUAUGCAGAAGAAUAUUAGUGCUAAAGAAUUGGGAAUGAGAGAUCAAGGUUUUGUGAUUGAAAU
Messenger RNA from Periconia digitata, 526 nucleotides. NCBI's taxonomy places the organism in Eukaryota, Fungi, Ascomycota, Dothideomycetes, Pleosporales, Periconiaceae. The record is from the annotation of a GenBank genome assembly.